GAUCUGAUCAAAUGGAAGUCGCUGUCAAAUCGAAAUUAACAUUCGUCACAUACACCUCUUCAAACUAGCAGAUUCAGCAAUGAGAUUCCUUAAACUUGUCACUCUAAUCGCUAUAUUGGUUUUGAUUAGUCAAUGCACCGCAGCACAGAAGGCAAAGGACGACAAGGUGAUUGUCAGUCUCUAUUACGAAACACUGUGUCCGGACUGCAUUGAAUUUAUUUCGAAACAAAUCAGCAGAGCAUGGAAAUUGAUGGGAAACUACUUUGACAUUGAAUUUGUACCUUAUGGCAAUGCAAAGACCCUACCCACUUCUCCUCCAACAUUUCAAUGUCAGCACGGAAAAAGCGAAUGCGAAGGAAACAAAAUGCACGCCUGUGCAAUCAAACACAUUCCCGAACCGAAAAUCACUCAAUUCAUUGUCUGUUCGAUGUCAAGCAAAGAUCCUCCGAAUGCCGGUCAGAAAUGUGCCCAAUUACUAAAUGUUGACUUUAGUCUCAUUCAGUCGUGUGUGGCUACAACCGGCGAAGGUGACCAAUUAUUGUACGAUUUUGGAGUGCAAACGAAUAAUCUGCAACCACCGCACCAAUAUGUUCCUUGGAUUCUUUUCAAUGGAAAUUUUGAUGAACAGGACAAUGAUAAGGCGGAUAAAGAUCUGGUUCGAGUUAUCUGUACAAAAUUACGGAAUGCACCCGACAUUUGUAAUAGUGUCGAUUUGAUAGUUUAGACAGAGCAGUGGAUUCCAUUCAAAUUUUUAGGUAGUUACCCGAAGGUGUCAUUGAUUUACAUAUAGGCUCAAAGUGAAAUACAUUUAUCGUUUUACA
Molecule: messenger RNA, 821 nt
Organism: Bradysia coprophila
Lineage: Eukaryota; Metazoa; Arthropoda; Insecta; Diptera; Sciaridae
Product: gamma-interferon-inducible lysosomal thiol reductase-like
Molecular function (GO): oxidoreductase activity, acting on a sulfur group of donors, disulfide as acceptor
Source: RefSeq, a predicted model, not a curated record